Porites evermanni is the source of this 408-nucleotide messenger RNA. Lineage: Eukaryota; Metazoa; Cnidaria; Anthozoa; Scleractinia; Poritidae. The record is from the annotation of a GenBank genome assembly.
AUGGAAAGGAGAUAUAUACCAGCUCGUGCCACGAGAAUACAGAGCCAUCAAAGACUGUUUGCUUGUCCUCGGCUUUCUGUAUCAGGGAAUUUUAAUUUCACUUCUAAAACACUUGUUGCAAAAGAAUUAGCGUGGAUUGGGGACCAAAUUGAACUCAGAAGAGGAAUAUCUGGGAGACUGCACACGCCAGGACUGAAUAUCCCAAGGUUAGUAGGAAGAAGCCUAGCGGUUGCUGGAGAUCUUUUGGACUGUAAAUACAAGCACGGCUAUGUAAGAAGAAAUGAUAUGUUACUGCGACUUCUCUGGAGAGGCCUUAUAACAGAUGACGUUAGUUUGGUUUUUUUAACAGCUUUACUACAAAUGUGCUACCUUGGACUUCACCAAAUGUGGCAAGAUUUGGUCUUGUAA